ACGUACCUUUAGUUGGAUCAUGGGUAAAUUUUUGAUCCAUGACUUGACAAAUGAUUUACCUGUCAAAUUCUGGACACAGUAUUUAUUUUGAUAGUCGUUUUCAAAUUACGUAAAUUUUCAGUGCCAUGAAUAAUGUCCUAGUUUAGAAAAUGUGAAAAUUCAAAAAUGUGGUCAAUCAGUUUUUUAAAAAUAAUUAUUAAAAUGGCAUCUAAGAAAUAAGAACGUCAAUUUUUUGACAAAAAAAAAAAGUGUAAGAAACAGUAUUUGUGAAUAUUUUUGGAAAGUGUUUGGCUGAACUGUCAAUUUUAUCAGAGGCAUGUUAUGAUGGCCUUUCAUCCUUUGGUCAGUUCAACUCCACCACCUUUGGAUAAUUGCAGGGAAUCUGAUGACGAUGAAUUUGGAGAUUUUGCAACUGGAGGAUUUGAUGAUUUGUCGAUUGCCUCUGAUUCACCACAGAAGAUCGUAACUCCGAUUGCGACCCCAGUACCAUCAGUCUGUGCUUCGCCGAAAGUAAAUGGUACAACUGAGAACAUCACUUGCCAAAGCGCAACUCCAAAGAAACAAGUUUCUUCCAAGUCGUUGACAAACGAGGACAUUCUUAUCAUUGAGAAAACGGAAAGCGCAGUGAGCAAUGUUACUUUAGAUAAUAGGACAGAUAGUGGUUUUAAAGAAGACAAUGCCUUGAGAGACGGCAGUGUUUUGUGUAGCGAUUUAGAUUUACCAGAAAGCGAACAGUCGCAAACUCUCCAAAGAAAUAGCGAUAGUUUUCUUUGUUGCGUUUCUCUUAGAAGUGAAUUAGAGGAAAGGGAUUUUGUUACCACCGACGUAGUGAUUAGUAGUAAUAAUAGUAGUUUAGAUGAUAGUGUUAAAACUGUCAGUCAACGGGAGGAAGAAGAGACCCUCAGCAGUCCCGAGGAUCAAGAACCACUCAGUUUAAUUCUUGAUGACCCUGCUAGUAUUCCGGACCUACAGCAAAAUUUAGACGAUGAUUUCUAUGAUUACUCAUCCUAUAAAAAUUCUCUUGAAAAUGACGAUGAGAAAGUAUCAAAUCAUCAAAGUAGUGAUACUUUUACACGCACCGAAUUCAGUGCAAAAUGUGAUGAAACCAUUCAAGACGAAGAGAGGCUUAAGAAGACACUUUCUGCCUUAAUAAUUUCCUCGGAAAACUCAACCUACGAGGGAGUUCAACAAGAUUUCUCCUAUGUAGAUAGCACUGUGAUUCAAGAAUCAAAUUGUCACUCUACCUCUGUAGAAAAAAAAGAUAAGAAUCUAGUUUCACAGAGCGAAUUGGAGUUGAGAAAUUCUCUUGAAACAGAAGAAUAUGUAGAACAACCAAAAAGUAUUAUCGAAAAUGAUAUCAAUCAAACUGAGAGUCCUAGUAUUUCAUUGAAUGAAGUAGACGAAUAUCGAAAAGAAAAUUAUGUCACAGUUGAAAAUAGUUUGCAGGACUCAGUUUUUCUUGAGGCAGAUGGCUUAGAAAAUGACCAUACCAAUCACAUACCAGUUAAUUCAACUGGUAUGGACUUGAAUUUUGAAGAUUUCGCUGAAUUUUCAGAUUAUUUAUCUGUCGAUAGUUUCUCAAAACAAAAUUCAAAGGAACAAUGCUUCAGAAAUGAAAAAAUUAUCGAAUCUCAGUCGGAAGUGCCGGAUAAAGAAGAAUCUGGCUUUGGAAAUUUUCAAACAGUUACUAGUGAUGUUCAAGAAUUUGGUGAUUUUGCUGAUUUCUCCAGCUCACAGGCGGAACAGCAGUCCUCUAGAGAAGAAGAUGAGACCUUAUCGGAUAGGCAAGAUGACGAUUUUGGUGAUUUUGAAUCAACUGCCGUUUCAUCGACAAUUCCAUUUAAUUUGAAAGAGUCUAUUUCUCGGAUAGAAAAUAAGAGCGCUGCAAACAAGAUUGAAGACAUAAUAACCAUUAUGUUUCCUUUGACUGGUGAAGAUCAAAAUGUGGAUUUAGUACCACUGAUUGUCGAAGAGGAUAAUGUUUGGAAUUGUUUGAAGAGUGUUGAAGAAACUAAUGCGCUAACUUAUCAAUGGUCAAACAGCUCUAGUAAUAAUACUCUUCUCAGUUCUUUGGGCAUCGAUUCUCGAAAUAUUCUGUUCGGACCAAGGUGGAAUCCAAAUAUUCCAAGAUUUGCAGCUAAUUUAGGUUUUUCUCCUCUAGAACCUGUGAAAGCUCACAAUGAUUCGCAACAAAUUUGCUCGUCUAAUUUAGGAAAAACUAAAAAUGUUACAUUUACAGAAGAAGUACCGGCAGCUCAAUUCGAUUGGAACAGUGCAGGUCUCAUAAAUCCUUUGGAUUCAAGUGGUGGUUUAUCUGCUCUUUUACCACUGGAUUUACUUUGUCCAUUUGAUCCUCUACUAACACCGAAUUGUUCCGCACAUUCCGAAUCCUAUCAUCACGAUGCUACCUGUUCCGGAAACUCAAUAUAUAACUAUUCACCUGAAGUAGGAUCUGGACAAGAUAUUAAUCUUUCGCAAGGUACAAAAUAUCGACAGUCGAGUGAUUAUUCGGAUACGCAGUCACAAUCAUUUAAAAUAGUCGACGCUUUACCAGGACCAAGUUCUACCGCGAAAAAGAAACUUGAUGUAGAACCAGUCAAGAAUAAACUCCCUCAGAGAACAUCAAAAAUAUCAUCUAGUUUCAGUGAUGGCCGACCAUUUUUAAUUAGCAAUACAAAUAUUCCGCCUGGCAACUUAAGUUACGGUAAAGCAGAAUUUCAUAAGCAGGAACACCAGAGAAAAUCAUCGAUAAGCAAACGGAAAUACUCGAAUGGAGAAAAUGUGGUCAUGGAUAGAUUCGGCAGGCCGAUGUCCGUUAGACCGGAAACAAUGAAUGUUUUGAAACAGUUACCUGAUAUUUCUUUUCUCAGUGCGCGAACGUUGCUUUUCAGUCCCGACGAGAGACACAUGGUUCAAGACCUGGGUGCUAUGAUAAAUCGAAAAAUGCCAGGCUGAGUAACGUCGGUCUGAAUGUGAGUUUGAAAGGGAUAUCAACAUAUUCAGCAAGACAUUCAAACAGGAUACGUACAUCAUCGUUCCUAUACUGAUCGACAAAAUCAAAAUCCUUUGACUCCUACUACCUUUCAAACUUGUGUUCAGGCCAAAUUUUACACUCGACUCAAUCAAACAUCACUGUAUUUCUAUUACCCUUCAAACUUGUGUUCAGGCCACCUUUCAAAUUGCCUUUCUUAUUGAGAAAAAUUAAUGUUUCACUUCUUCAAAUUUACAUUCCUGCAAAUGGAAUUUUAUAUUUAAAAUGAUGAAGUAGCAUUUUUAUGAAUAAAGCGUGCGAAUAUUUCCCUGAUUUCAUGAAAAUUUUAAUAUUUCAAAUAUUAUUAAAUCAGAAUAUUAUAAAAAGAUGUAAAAAAGCCAAAAUAAUGUGAGGCACCUACAACUUUAUUUUUACUUUUAUCGAUUGUAAAAUAUUGCUUUUUUAUUAUGUUUUAAAAAGUUUUUCUACAAUACUGGCGUCAAUUGUCAGUUCACGGGGAAAAAAAAUCAUUAGCUUGUACAUUUAAUUUAUGAAUUAAUAUGUAGCUGGCUUUUACAAAAAUGUUCAAUCAAUGAUCAUACAAUCAAUAAUGAAGGGAACUAAUCAUCACUAAUUUCUACUCAAUCGUAAGUCAAUUAAAUAAAAUUAUCUGAAAUCAUUUUCACGUCAAAUUCCACAUGAAAUUUAAUUCAGCAUUAUUAUUUCAUAAUUCAAUUCAUGUGGUAACAACGUUGAUAAACAUAUUUCGUAAAAUGAUAAAGUGCUGUUGAAAUCAUAACUUAAUUUUGUUUUAUCGAUAUUAUCAGUCGUCUAAAUGGACUAUAAUUUUCCAAACCUUUAUAAAUGGCAUUUAAUUAUUUUCUGUUAAAAUUAUAAGUAAAUUUAAAUAUUGUUACUUCAUUUCGACAAAAAUGAAAAAAAAGCUUUGUUUCUUUUUCUCUCAACACAAAAAAAGAUUAUAGCAAAUUAAAAAAGACCCUCUCCUUGAACAAAAUUUCAUUUUUAUUUUAAAAGAGAAAAAAUAACUUGCUAUAGUUGGAGUUCCUAUUGCCUUAAAAUAGAGUGCGAUUCAUUUAUUUCGAAUCAAUCAAGUUCUUAUUGUACUUAAUUGUAUGUUACAAACUGAAAACUUUUUCUUUGUUAUUUAUUAAUUCUAAUGACAUUGUAAUAUAUAUUUUAUGUAAAAUAUUGUGAUUAUAAAAGAAAUAAACAAAACGUUGAAAAUUAAAAA
Leptopilina boulardi is the source of this 4223-nucleotide messenger RNA. RefSeq names its product aftiphilin (gene Afti). Bases 322 to 2955 code for a protein of 877 amino acids. Gene Ontology annotation, molecular function: clathrin binding. The transcript has 8 exons. Lineage: Eukaryota; Metazoa; Arthropoda; Insecta; Hymenoptera; Figitidae. The record is from RefSeq and is a predicted model, not a curated record. Gene Ontology annotation, biological process: intracellular transport. Gene Ontology annotation, cellular component: AP-1 adaptor complex; trans-Golgi network membrane.